This is a messenger RNA of Cimex lectularius (bed bug), 4046 nucleotides long. Its product is annotated as probable multidrug resistance-associated protein lethal(2)03659. Gene Ontology annotation, biological process: transmembrane transport. Gene Ontology annotation, cellular component: membrane. Gene Ontology annotation, molecular function: ABC-type transporter activity; ATP hydrolysis activity; ATP binding. Bases 177 to 3947 code for a protein of 1256 amino acids. Lineage: Eukaryota; Metazoa; Arthropoda; Insecta; Hemiptera; Cimicidae. The transcript has 23 exons. The record is from RefSeq and is a predicted model, not a curated record.
GAAACAGACAGCCGAGACGUGUCUAGCGGUGGCACGUGUUAUUUGCCCCCUUUUUCGCAAUCUUUUCCCCUCUACAAAAAUCGGGAGGAGUGGCUGAUUUAAUAAUCUAAGCACAUGCUAACUGCCAGUGCUUCGGAGCCGGCGGAACCGUGGGGCCGACGACGGAAAAUUAAAAGAUGGAUUCUCUGACGGAAAAGACACCUAGGAGUAAGAACCCGAGGGCAGAAGCGAAUCCACUCUCCGCUGUGACUUUCAGCUGGAUGCUGCCGCUAUUCUUCAAAAGCCUGAAGAAAGAUCUCACCCUUGACGAUCUGUUCGAGCCACUAGAUGAGCACAAGUCGUCCAAACUUGGAGGCAGACUUGAGAAAGAAUGGGAUGCUGAGGUGUUGCGGUCGAAGAAACUCAACAAACAACCGAGUCUACUCAGGCCUAUACUCAAAAUUUUCGGUUUUAAGCUAAUCCUCUAUGGCUUACAAUUAUCAACAUCAUGCUUGGGAUUUAUGAUAGCGAAGCCAUUGUUUUUAGGUGGUCUGAUCUCUUAUUUUACGCUUGGUAGUACAAAGGAUGAUGCCUACUUCUCUGCCACGGGGUUUGUUGUCUGUGUGGCUUUUGUGGUGCUCAUCGAGCACCCGUUCAUUCUUGGGACGAUGCACUUAGGAAUGAAACUUCGAGUGGCCGUCUGCUCCUUAGUGUACCGCAAGGCACUGAAGCUGUCGAAGAUGUCACUUGGUAAGACCACCGUCGGCCAAGUGGUCAAUCUCAUGUCGAACGAUGUGAACCGUUUUGAUCUUUUCUUCCUCUUCAUUCACUAUUUGUGGAUCGGGCCUGUCAGUACUUGCGUCGUCACUUACUUGAUGUGGCUGCGUGUCGGACCGGCUUCGGUUCUCGGAGUCACAUCACUCCUCAUCCUCAUUCCAUUUCAAGGAUGGCUGGGGAAGCAGGCGUCAAACUUAAGACUCAAGACUGCCCACAGGACUGACUACAGAGUUCACAUCAUGAACGAAAUCAUCACUGGAAUCCAAGUUAUUAAAAUGUACACCUGGGAAAAGCCAUUUGCCAAGCUGGUCUCUCAGUCCAGGAAAAAAGAGAUCAAUCAAAUCACAAAAUCCUCUUAUAUCAGAGGAAUAAUGAAUUCUUUCAUCAUCUUCCACGCUCGGACUGCCAUUUUUUUUACAAUAAUUUCUUAUGUUUUACUUGGAAAUUCGAUAAAUGCAGAGGAUGUGUUCGUGCUCACAUCUUUGUACUCCAUAUUAAGAGAAUCUAUGACAAUAUUUUUCCCGCUGGGUAUAACACAGCUCGCCGAGGGACUUGUAUCAGUCGAAAGAAUCAGAAAAUUCCUCGUUCUAGAAUUGCAAAACGAAGAAUUUACAAAUUUUGUUGAUGGAAAUGAGGUUGAAAAGAAUCACUUUCACCUGCUUACAAAGUACGAGCAUUUCACUCAUGAGGGCAAAAAGCCAGGGAUCAUUGUGAAAAAUGCAUGUGCUAAAUGGUCGCCCGAUUCUUUGGACAAUUCGCUCAAUUCUCUCGAUCUUGAAGUAAUUCCAGGCCAACUUACUGUUAUUGUCGGAACCGUUGGAAGUGGCAAAUCAUCAUUCUUCCUCGCUCUUCUGAAGGAGCUCUCUCUAACAAGCGGGACCAUCAAAAUUUCCGGUAAAAUAUCCUACGCUUCCCAGGAAUCGUGGCUGUUCCAAGGCUCGAUUCGACAGAACAUUCUCUUCGGCGAGCCUUACGACAAGGCGCGAUAUCAGGCGGUCACGCGUGCCUGUUCGCUUCUCAUAGACUUCGAACAGUUUCCCCAUGGAGACAAGACGAUUGUCGGUGAAAGGGGUGUAUCUCUGAGCGGAGGACAGCGUGCCAGGGUCAACCUUGCAAGGGCGGUGUACAAAAAUGCUGACAUUUACCUCUUGGAUGACCCUUUAUCUGCUGUCGACACUCAUGUUGGAAAACACCUUUUUGAAGAGUGCAUUCAAGGCUUUUUGAGAAACAAAACUGUCCUUGUUAUCACACAUCAGCUUCAAUACCUUGAAAAUGUGGAUCAGAUUGUUCUUUUAGAAAAUGGCAGGAUUUUGGCAAAAGGCACCUACCAAGAGUUGCAGAAAUCAAGCAUGGACUUUAAAAACGUAGUGGCGCAUAAAGGAGAAGAGGAGUUUGAAGAAAAGCCUCAUCUUCCUAAAAAUUUCCUCAGCCGGAGGUCUUCACAGCAAAGUUUGAUAUCUUCCAUUAAUGAUGAAAAUGUUAUUGACAUAGAGCCGGAAGAGGAGGCCGAGAUGCAGAGCAAAGGCUCAGUCGGUUGGUACGUUUAUAGGAUAUAUCUUAAGUCUGGCGGCGGAUGGUUUUUUCUAUUUCUCGUCCUGUCUAUGUUCAUUUUUACACAGGCUCUUGCGAGUGGGUGUGACAUCUGGAUAACAUACUGGGUGAAUUCAGCAGAGUAUGCUUAUACAAAUGGAACGUUGACUUUAGAAGAAUCAUACCCAUAUAUCUACGUGUUCAGCGCACUCACUGCCGCCACUGUGUUCGUCGUUUUAAUCAGAUCAUUUAUGUAUUUCAAAUUGUGUAUGAAUUCUUCUAAAAAACUUCACGGGCAUAUGUUCAGCUCUAUAACAAGAGCUCCGAUGUUGUUUUUCAACAACAACCCUUCAGGACGUAUAUUAAACAGAUUUUCCAAAGACAUGGGUACAAUUGAUGAAUUACUGCCUUCAACUUUGUUGGACGUAUUCCAGAUAGCAGGUACUCUUCUUGCAAUCCUAACAGUCGUAGCAAUUAUCAAUCCUUGGUUACUUAUACCAACUGGAAUCUGUGCAACAUUGUUUUAUUUCAUGCGGAUAUUCUACACAACAACUUCACGAUGUUUAAAAAGAUUAGAAGGAAUCUCUCGGAGCCCCGUGUUUACGCAUUUGAAUGCUUCCCUUCAGGGCUUGACAACAAUCAGAGCCUUUAACGCACAGGAAAGAUUAAUUCAUGAAUUUGAUGCCCAUCAGGAUCUCCACUCGACAGCUUGGUAUUUAUUUAUAGCAGCAAGUCGUACGUUUGGCUUCUGGCUCGACUUGUUCUGCGUCGUGUACAUAACAUCGGUCACGUUCAGUUUCAUUUUAAUGGAUGAAGAGACGAUGGGAGGAAAUGUGGGACUGGCGAUCACACAGGCGGCCGGUCUCACGGGAAUGUUCCAGUGGGGUAUGAGGCAGAGCGCAGAACUCGAAAAUCAGAUGACGUCCGUCGAAAGGGUGUUAGAGUACUCCAAUCUGGAAAGCGAGCCUCCUCUGGAAUCAAGUCCAGACAAAAAGCCAAAAAAAUCAUGGCCAGAUGAUGGAAAAAUCGAAUUUUCUAAUGUUCACCUUCGUUAUGGGCCAAAUUCACCGUGGGUUCUGCAGAAGCUCUUUUUCACAGUUGUGAAAAACGAAAAGGUCGGAAUCGUCGGAAGAACCGGGGCUGGAAAAUCUUCGCUUAUUUCCGCCUUGUUCCGUCUGGCUGAGAUAAGUGGAGAGAUAAAGAUCGAUGGGAUCAACACCGCUGAUUUAGGCCUGCAUGACCUCAGAUCGAAAAUUUCCAUAAUCCCCCAGGAAGCGAUCCUCUUCUCUGGCAGCCUGAGAAAAAAUCUCGAUCCUUUCGACGAGCACGAGGAUGCAGUGUUAUGGAGCGCCCUUGACAAGGUCGAGCUUAGGGAAACCGUCGAGGAAUUGAACAACGGCCUUCAAGAGGUGAUUACAGAAGGCGGUUCGAACUUGAGCAUCGGCCAGAGGCAGCUUAUCUGCUUGGCGAGGGCGAUUGUCAAAAACAACAAAAUAUUGGUCUUGGACGAAGCCACCGCUAAUGUCGAUCCAAAAACAGAUUCAUUGAUACAAAAAACAAUAAGAGAAAAAUUUGCUAAUUGUACGGUAUUAACAAUUGCGCAUAGGCUAAAUACUGUCAUGGAUUCAGAUAAAGUUUUGGUCAUGAAUGCUGGUUUUUAAUUAAUUUAAAUUCAGCAAGAGAAAAAAUAAGAAUGGCCUCCAAAUGGCUGGACCACAUAAACUUUUGAAAAUUGUGGCAAAAUAGGUUGGAAAGAAGAU